CAAACCCUCCUUGUACGGCUCAUUCCACUGGGGAAACAAAGUCGCCCAGCAUCCGGCGACUCGACUGCGGCGACUCGACGGCAGCGACGGCGGCGCUGCAGCGACCUCACCCCCGGGCAUCCGUCCCCUUCGGCGGCGCGCUUCUCUCCAGGCAGCCUAUCUAUUCCUCCUCUAGGUCUCCACUCCUCGCUAAUGUUCCGCUGUUCCCCACCCCUCCAGCCCACAAUCCCGCUGCUUCUCUGGCUCCCAUCCCCACCACUCUUCCGCCCUGCGCUGUGAGGUGAAGGGUAAAGAGGAGGAGAAGGCCAUGGCGAGGUUGGUCCCAAUGCAGGGGCUGGGGUGCGAGGCGGCGGUGGGGUCGUUGACGCCUAGCCGGCAGCGGGAGUACAAGCUCUGCAGUAAGCAUGCUGAGGGGAAGCGCCCGCUCUACGCCAUUGGUUUCAACUUCAUCGACGCCCGCUACUACGAUGUCUUCGCCACCGUCGGCGGCAACCGUGUGACAACUUACCGCGGCCUCCCGGAUGGUAACUUAGCUCUUCUGCAAGCAUACGUUGAUGAAGAUAAGGAGGAAUCGUUCUACACUCUGAGCUGGGCUUCUGACCUUGAUGGCUCACCGCUACUAGUGGCAGCAGGAAGCAAUGGCAUCAUUCGGGUCAUCAACUGUGGCACUGAGAAGUUGCUUAAGAGUUUUGUUGGCCAUGGCGAUUCAAUAAAUGAGAUAAGAACUCAACCACUGAAGCCUUCACUCAUCAUAUCUGCAAGCAAGGACGAGUCUGUUAGGCUAUGGAAUGUCCACACAGGGAUCUGCAUUUUGAUUUUUGCUGGAGGAGGUGGUCACCGGAAUGAAGUAUUAAGUGUGGACUUCCACCCUUCUGAUAUUUACCGUAUUGCCAGUUGUGGCAUGGAUAACACUGUUAAAAUCUGGUCAAUGAAAGAAUUUUGGCCAUAUGUUGAGAAAUCCUUCACAUGGACUGACCUUCCAUCAAAAUUUCCUACAAAAUAUGUCCAAUUUCCGCUCAUGAUUGCUCUCGUGCACUCUAACUAUGUAGACUGUACUAGGUGGCUUGGUGACUUCAUCCUGUCAAAGAGUGUUGACAAUGAAAUUGUGCUGUGGGAGCCAAAAACAAAAGACCAAACUCCUGGCGAGGUGGGUAGCAUUGAUGUCCUUCAGAAGUACCCUGUGCCCGAGUGUGACAUCUGGUUUAUCAAAUUCUCAUGUGAUUUUCACUUCAACCAAUUAGCAAUAGGCAACCGUGAAGGCAAAAUCUAUGUCUGGGACGUACAGGCGAGCCCACCUGUUCUAAUUACUCGGCUGAGCAAUCCUCAAUGCAAAUCACCAAUAAGGCAGACUGCAGUGUCAUUUGAUGGAAGCACGAUCCUCGCCUGCUGUGAGGAUGGAAGCAUAUACCGCUGGGACGAAGUGGAUCACCCAGCGGCGAAAAGUUGAAGCAACCAAAGUGGAUCACCCAGCCCUGUUGUCACGUGAAGCCGCAAUCUAUUUCCGCUGAUGGCAAAAGCCAGCGAUCAUGAUCUGAAUGAAUGUUUCAAGUUGGGAUGUAGGUUUGCUGGAUGUUUUCAGCUUAGGAUGUUGGCGUUGAACUUUAAUCCAGGUUGCUGCUACCUUCGAAACCAUCAUCAGUUUGUUCGCAUCCUCGUUUCCAGCAAACUGGAUUGAAAGCAGGUCACCACCAUUCAAGCCGUUGACAUGGCUGGAUUUCUGAACUGAACCUGUCGUUGUCUUGGCUUUCCUGGUUAGUUCGGCGGUAACAGGUACCCAAAAGAAACACCUUUCUGGAGAGAGAGAGAAAGAAGGAAAAGAAAAGCCACGAAAAACUGAGCAUAAUCAAUGCUUGAAGGAAUGCAUGAUGCCCUUACUUUUCUCUGACGUGUCUUGCUGUAUCUGUGUCGUCUUCAGGCUUGCUUUGGAAAACGUAUGAAUUUGACAACAAGUUUCCUGGAAUUUGGCAGGGAACCAAUUAGAGUGUUUUUUACCGCGGGAAGAUGGAAUUGUUUCGGCCUCGCUUAAUUUGUUUGUGAAAACCA
This is a messenger RNA of Brachypodium distachyon (stiff brome), 2043 nucleotides long. RefSeq names its product polycomb group protein FIE2. The transcript has 13 exons. Gene Ontology annotation, molecular function: protein binding; nucleosome binding. Bases 308 to 1447 code for a protein of 379 amino acids. NCBI's taxonomy places the organism in Eukaryota, Viridiplantae, Streptophyta, Magnoliopsida, Poales, Poaceae. Gene Ontology annotation, cellular component: ESC/E(Z) complex. The record is from RefSeq and is a predicted model, not a curated record. Gene Ontology annotation, biological process: negative regulation of transcription by RNA polymerase II.